Daldinia loculata is the source of this 1539-nucleotide messenger RNA. Its product is annotated as P-loop containing nucleoside triphosphate hydrolase protein. The transcript is spliced from 3 exons. The coding region runs from base 162 to 872 and encodes 236 amino acids. Gene Ontology annotation, molecular function: AMP kinase activity; ATP binding. The record is from RefSeq and is a predicted model, not a curated record. Gene Ontology annotation, cellular component: cytoplasm. Gene Ontology annotation, biological process: nucleobase-containing compound metabolic process. Lineage: Eukaryota; Fungi; Ascomycota; Sordariomycetes; Xylariales; Hypoxylaceae.
AUGUCCCCAAGUGUGAGUUACAUGAUAUAACCUCGCGUAACAAAUCUGUAACGUUAGUGUGACACGACUCCUGCCCCACCAUCUACGCCGGAUCAAACACAAUAAGGCUCUGUCUGAAUAAUGUAUCUAUAAACUUCAUAGCCUUAUGCAUUAUCAUCAUCAUGGAGACUACUCCCACCAUCCCCAUUCCCCGCAGAUUUGCGGUCAUCUUCGUCCUUGGACCUCCUGGCGCUGGAAAAGGAACACUCUGUACUCAUCUAGCACAAACACACAACUUGACACACUACUCUGUCGGCGAUAGCCUCCGUGAUUGGAUGCGCCAAAACCAUGCCACAUCACUUGGAACCCGAAUCAAAGACAAGCUCGAUAAUCAGGGAUUUCUUACCUCGGAAGAUUUGAAUCCGUUUAUUUGCCAGGCGAUAAAAGACGCUAUCUACCAAGAUGAACCAAAGUCUCAAGGAAUUCUAGUCGAUGGAUUUCCGCGAUGUAUAGAGCAACUAGAAUCAUUUAACACAUGGCCGUUCCAGGACGAAUUGCCACUUGCCCCAAGCAGUGGUGGUUGGGAUAGAGCAAAUGCAAAGCCGGAUAUCGUACUAUGCUUCAAAGUUACCAAGCAAAAUGCGGAAGCAAGAUAUCUAGCCCGAGGGCGAGAUAGCAAUGACAGCAAGGAAAAGUUCGAGAGACGUUUCGUAGAAUAUGAGGCCGAGACCAUGGAAGUUGAGGAGGUGUAUCGGCAGCGUGGCAUUUUGAUCGAUGUUGAUGCAAAUGGAACGAAGGAGCAGAACGUUAAUGAGUUGACAAAGAAGCUUGAAGAAAGUGGGCUAUGGCAGAAGAUUAUUGUUGAAGGAAGUACAACACAUUUUCUUGUGUGAAAGGCAUAAUAAAUGGAAGCAUUGCCUCACUCCAGUCGAAAGUCUCUCUUCCUAGUGUAUUCGCGGAUAUCAAGCGGAUGUAUGUAGGAUACACGUUCUGAAGUAUGCGUUCCUGGGAGGAAAGUGGAAUGAUGAGAUUUGGUGGUGUACUAUUUUCGAUACGGAGAGCUUUGGGACUUGGGUUUUCCCAGCACUUCAACCGAAACCCAGACGAGAAGCGUGUGAUUAAGUAGCUAAGUAAUCAUCGGUUUGAGACACUGACUAUUAGAGAAGACAGUAAUGAUUCCUUUCGGUACUGAUUAGAACUGAAGUGUUUUUUUCUGCUGUUAUAAAUAGACAGCAUUGAUAAAAGGCGCUUGAGGCUCCCAUUUAUCCUAAUCCUUAGGCCAACCUUCUUCUACAACUACCCAGAUAGAUGAUGAUGUCUUACGGUAACGAUUCGUAUUGGGUAUCCGCAACUCUGGGAUAAGCCAGGCUGCCAGGGUCUCUGUCGAUGUGCGGGGAGGAGGGCUAGUGACAGGUCAACUUGGCAAAGCGCCCUAGAUUUACAUGGGGAUCCCCGCCUCUGACAAGAAAAUCCCGCGCAAAGACCCUGACGGCAUGGAAUCUCGAUCUUGGUAAAGUUGGGGUGGGGUUACGUUACGUUUGAAUUAUGUAGGAUAAGUGU